This is a messenger RNA of Saccostrea cuccullata (small rock oyster), 3049 nucleotides long. RefSeq names its product E3 ubiquitin ligase Rnf157-like. The transcript has 14 exons. Gene Ontology annotation, cellular component: cytoplasm. Gene Ontology annotation, molecular function: ubiquitin protein ligase activity. Gene Ontology annotation, biological process: protein ubiquitination. The record is from RefSeq and is a predicted model, not a curated record. Lineage: Eukaryota; Metazoa; Mollusca; Bivalvia; Ostreida; Ostreidae. The coding region runs from base 123 to 2036 and encodes 637 amino acids.
CUUAAGUCGACAAAAGUGAAAAAUUUUGGCGUAAAAAUUACCACGUAAAUAUUUACAGGUUCUUGUGACGUCAGAAAUAAAUACGGAAGUCGCCAUCUUGGAUUUUGGUAAACAAUAUCAAGAUGGGGGGCAUAGCAAGUCGUGAUACAGGUGAAGAAGAAGUUGAUAUAGCAUCAACGAAUGCUUAUCGGUAUCCACCUAAAAUAGGAAACUACUUUGGGACCCACUUCUACAUGGGAGGGGAACGCUUUGACAUGAGUCAACCUGAGUCCUAUUUAUUUGGUGAAAACUCAGACCUCAACUUCCUGGGAAACAAGCCUAUUCCAUUUCCAUACCAAGUUUCCUCUUCGGGAAGUGAGCCUACUAAGCCACUGAAAAGUUUGGUCAACAUUCGUAAAGACUCUCUGAAAUUUGUCAAGGUAGAUGACAGUGAGGAUGGUUCUGGAGGUGAUAAAACUGACUCCAUUAAUACAAAGUACAACAUUGAGUUCACAUUCGAUUCAGAUUCAAAGUGUGCAAUAACUCUCUACUACUUUGCUACAGAAGAUGUCAACAAUGGUCAGAUCACGUUUCAAUCAAGGGAGCCGUGUCUGAACUCAGAGACCUAUCGUUAUAAAAGAGGUGCUAAUCAGCUGUUUUCUCAGCCCACACAUGUCCUGGACCCCAGUAAAUACAGCGAUGAGGAGUGGCAGUAUGAUCCAAUGAAGGAGGCCAUCCCAGUCAUUAUCAGCUGUGUGGUGGAAGAUGAUGAUCAUCCAUGCCAUUGUCACCUAACCUAUGCUGUGGUGGAAAAGAGCUCAGUUGAUGGAGGCUACAUGAUAAAAGCAUUAAAACAGAAACAGUUUGUGGACGGGCUACUGUAUCUUCUGCAGGAAAUAUAUGGAAUUGAGAACAAACACACGGACAGAUCAAAGCUGGAAGAUCCUGAUGAUGAGGUGGAGGACAGUGGAGCAGAGUGUGUCAUCUGUAUGUCAGACAUGCGUGACACACUCAUACUGCCAUGUCGCCAUCUGUGUUUAUGUAGUAACUGUGCUGAAUCCCUCCGCUAUCAGGCAUCUAGUUGUCCCAUUUGUCGCUCACCAUUCAGAGCAUUACUACAGAUCCGUGCCAUGAGGAAAAAACAACCACUGUCUGUACAAACAGGUGAGACGGAAGAGAAUCCAGUGAGCCAGGAGGGGGUCCCCACGGGGUACGAGGCAGUGUCUCUGAUUGAAGCAGUCAAUGGACCGUGUAAUCAGCUGUUUACUGUUGAUGGAGGCUUGCAGCUUCCAGUGAGGACAGUAGCUCCAGGAGACAUUGAUAACAGUUACAGAGAAAAGAAAAGGCUCUCAAAAAGACAUGUCAUCAGUGUGAAACCCGAGGAGCCGGUGGUGAGCCCCAGCAUCAAACCUGAUGAUAAAAAGGUGUUAGAUGAGGAGGAAGAGGAGAGAAAGAAGGACAUCCCUGUAGAGGUGGUCAGAAUGGAGAGGAAAUCCUCCAAGAAAGAUCCAGCUAAAUCUCAAUACUCUGAAAACAAGGACAUUUCAGAUGAAUCAAGUGCUUCAAAGAUUGUAAAUGUAUCUGACUACAAUACAGACAGCUUAGACAGUAAGGGGAUGCGGCCUGCCUCACUGAGAGUCUACGAGUCGGAGGCAGACAGUGAUUACGACAUUAAGCCGAUGACACUGAAUCAAGGUCACCUGUCCACAGAGAACUUGGCCGAUGAUGAGAGAGAGGACAGCUCAGAGCCCGAGCCUGAACCCGAGCCCGACUAUGAGGACGACCUGUCAGCAGAAGCAGUAAUAUCAGGAUCAUCUCCCAAUGUGUCACAAGACACGUGUUUAACAGAUUUUGAGGAGAAUGGUGUCACCUAUGUCAAGGGGUUGAGUUUAAGUAUGAAUGACAUGAACAGAGACAAUUCGGGCUACCAUCCUCUGUGUUUACAGAGUAACGCCUCCUUACCGGAUAACUCCACCAGUGGAACAGAGGCAUCCAGCUUCGGAAGUAACUACAGUAGUGGCAAGCUCCUACCAGACAAUUCAGAAAAUACAGACUGAAAAUUUCUCCUAUGUAUCAAGAUUUCUACCAAACAUAUAUUAGUUUCUGUAUAGUUGGAACCAAUUAACAUGUCUUAUCUUUCUUCUUAAAGUGAGAGCUGGUUUUUCACUUCAUAAUCCUAGUCUACAUACAUUAUAAAUAACUGUAUUAUCCUCUUGGCUUUAAUCAUGGUUUUGAUUAAAGCACACAUAAUUUAUCAUGUUCUGCUGUCCAUUCAGAUUUGCAUCACAGAUAAUUUUAUUCAUAUUUUAAUUUAUUUUGGGGGUUGUGUUUGGUACAGUUGAAUACUGUCAAAAUGUUUUAAAUGGAAUACAUGUAAUAUAAAACUUAAUUUAAUAUCACUUUAGUCUUAUCUAUGUUGUAAUUUAAGACUGUUGAUUGUUAAAACUGUUGUGUACAUUGCUUAAUUAAGAUUGACAACAAACCUGUAUUGAAGUUGUACAAAUCAACAAAAUAAUGUAGAAAAGGAAUUUAAAUGAAAUAAUUAUACCGUAUAAGUGGAAAUUUUAGCGAGAUGCAAAUUUAGCGAUUUGUCCUCAAAAAAUGGUAUUCAAUUUUUAGCGAGAUGUAAUGUUAGCGAUUUUAAAAUUCUCACCAAAGAAGCUAUAACAUAUAAAAUGCAAUCAUUUUUAGCGAUAUUCAAUUUUAGCGAUCUCAAUACCCUCGCUAAUAAUGCCAAAAUUAAAUCCUCGCUAAAAAUUCUACUUAUACGGUAUUAAUUUUGACACCAUUUCCCUUAAAACUUGACAUUCUUGUAUUCAGUGCUUAUACUUAUAGUAAUAUUUAUUUCUUGUUUCUUUUUUCAAAACAUUUUAAGACAACAUUCUUGCCAGCUGAGAUGUAGUCAAGUAGUAUUCUGAGUACUAGUAAUGUAUUGGCUGUGAACAACAAAUGAUUUGUCAAAUAUUUGUAAAAUAUUGUUAAUUUCACAUAAUUGAUCAUGAUGGUAAUGUUAUUGUACAAUGCAUAUUAAAAUUGUUUGAUAUAAUUAUAAAAUUGAUUCAAAAUAUGA